Messenger RNA from Aspergillus mulundensis, 2517 nucleotides. RefSeq lists its product as uncharacterized. Bases 1 to 2517 code for a protein of 838 amino acids. Gene Ontology annotation, biological process: DNA-templated transcription; regulation of DNA-templated transcription. The record is from RefSeq and is a predicted model, not a curated record. The transcript is spliced from 5 exons. Gene Ontology annotation, molecular function: DNA binding; zinc ion binding; DNA-binding transcription factor activity, RNA polymerase II-specific. Lineage: Eukaryota; Fungi; Ascomycota; Eurotiomycetes; Eurotiales; Aspergillaceae.
AUGCCUCGUCGUUUGAUUACACCCGGCCGCUCCUGCCUUGAAUGCCGACGGAGAAAAAUCAAAUGCGAUCGCUCGCACCCAUGCGCGUAUUGUGUCAAAGUUCGCAUCAAUUGCAAAUAUCCGGCGUCUCGGCGGGAUAUUGAUGAUGAACCCUAUGCUCGUGACUUUACGGCCCUGAAAUCAAAGGUGCUGGCUCUGGAGAAGCGCCUCGCUGAACUUGGGGAACCUGUGCAGUCAGACUCGACGGAACAUGGGCCAGCAUCGACGCCAUCAACGCAAAGCCAAGUGUCCCCCCAGACUCAUGCUGGCAUCACAUCGUCCCACCCUUCGGCAGGCCGAACGGGGCCGAUGACGCUGGUCAAGGCCCGGGGCCCGAUAAACCUGAAUGUAUACCGCCCACCACCGCAGACGAUGGCGGUGCUGUGGCAGAUAUACCUCGACGUCGUGGACCCUGUGCUGAAACUCUUCCAUGUUCCGAGUGUGCAGAAACUUAUCACACAAACGAUCCGAGGUCGUGACAAGGUAGAACCAGCAUUGGAAUGCCUGCUUUUCGCGAUUUACUACGCGGCCGUUGCUGCUAUCACGCCGUCUGUCUGCAAGGAGGAGUUGGAUGAAGGCAGAGCGGCUUUACUGAAGCGAUAUCGAACGGUCAUCGAGAACCUCCUAUCGCGCCUCGACCUUCUACACUCGACCGACAUGAUAGUUUUACAAAGUCUGGCGCUCUACCUCAUCACCGCUCGAAACGACCCAGACGGUCCCGACGUCUACUCACUCACCGGCCUUGCCACCGGCAUGGCGCUGAAGAUGGGUCUAAAUCAGGAUCCAGAGGCACAGGGGUUCACGCCCUUUGAUUGUGAAAUUCGUCGUCGACUAUGGUGGCAGAUCUUCACGCUUGACACCCGGGUCGCCGAGGAGAGGGGCUCAGAACCAUGUAUCAUGGAGUCAGCUGUGAACACACGCCUGCCAUCAAACAUCGCAGACGCGAAUCUCCAUCCGGCUAUGACUCGCCUUCAAGGCGCUAAAGAAGGCCGAACGGAGAUGUUAUUUAGCCUGGUCCGUUUCGAAGGGAGUUAUUUCGCGCGACAGAUGGUGUUCUCGGCGAAGUUCGCAAGGGAGAAUGAAUACACAGCUCUGUCAUCAGAACAAAAGGCUCAGGCAAUCGAGUGUUUCCAGAGUCGGAUCCAGAAGCAGUACCUGGUUCAUUGUGACGAGGGCAUACCGCUUGAUAGGGUCAUCGCCAGGUCCAUCAGACUUAUUCUCGACAAGCUCAAGCUGACGGUGCUUGAACAGACGAGUGCGAAGGAGACUCUUUCACGGAAGGAACGAGUGCAAAGACAGCAGGCCUGGAUGGGGAUUCUAAAAGACGCUGAAGAACUCCGGUCGCAUAAGGAUGCGCAGUGGCUCUGGCUGUUCCAGGUGUACAUCGAAUGGGAUGCGCUCGUACAUCUGCUUCGACAUCUUCGUGCCCAUGCGGAUAGUACUGGCAACUGUGACAAUGAAGCAUGGGAACUGGCAAACAGGGUUUAUUCGCAUUGGCAGGGGUCCAAAUUUGUACGGCGGGAUUACCGAUGGAGGGAGAUUGAAGAGCUGUGGCUUCAGCUGGUGGAACGGCGGAAGCAAAUAUCACUUUCUAGACGCAGAAACGCUGCGGCUUACCAGUUGACCUCCAUGGGCAGGAGCGAUGCCCACCAGACCUCUGGACUUGCCCUUUCACUCUUUGAGGCACUUGAUAAAGCCAUUACUCCGACACUUCUCCAAAGUCAUCAUAAGUACCUCGAACUUCCCUCCACAAUACCAACUCAGUGUCUUUUCCCAGCGAACCUCCAAUUCUCAAUCCUCACCUUGAUUACCCUCCUUGAACCAUCCAUCAAGUCAUCCACCAUGUCGCCUUACAACAAGAAACCAACCGCCACCGAGUCCAAGGACUCACCUCAUUCCUCCACAACCCCCCUGCUUUUUGAACAACAGAGGAAACCCGUCGAGAAGCCCAAGGAUGAAAAGAAGCCCGUCAAAAAUACCAAUGAUGAAAAGAAGCUGGCAGAAACCGAAACCCCCAAGUGGUACACCCGUCUCCUCGAAAAGCUCCCCUGCAACGAACCCGAAGACUACACGCUGUACAUCGGCCUCCCAACCGCAGAGUUCAAGAUGAAAGACCGAGUGUACGGCGGGCACACGGUGAUCCUACAAGGCAAGAAAAGCAAAGCGUGCCAGUGGUGGUACGGGACCGGACGAAGCAUAACCCCAGAAGAAAACUCCUCACCAACCCACGAGUCUCACCCUACCAAGAACCGGGAGAAGCGGUGCAAGCUGCACGAAGUGGUUGAGGUUGGCGUGCUAAAGGCCGAGCACUAUGUGAAGUUUGCGGCGAUUAUGGCGAAGCUGGACAAGGGCGUUCGUAGCGGUCCUCUGGUCUACUGGGCGCUUGAGACCGCGCGGAAGGAGGAGCUGUUGCGGUGGAAGGAUGUCGAGUUGGCUUUCUGCGUGUUGGGGCUGUCUUCAGCUUAUCCUUUACCUUGA